UGCGCAAUAAAAGUGCUGCUUGUGAACAAUAUAGAGGUCGCUACACAGUUGCGCAGAAAGAACUUUCUAAGGCCGCUGUCACUCACACCUCACUUUUCUUCUCCAUCUUAAAAAAAUUGCCUUCGAAAACCAGCCAAAAGACUGACAGUGCUUACUCGCACUUGAGCUCUGUAAAGGCUUUGUAAAGAAUAAGUUACAGCCGCUUCCAGAUUCGCCAGCUCAAAAACCACUGGACCUCAUCGAAACAAGGCAAGGAAUUUUAUGUAUCUGCACUUGGCGUUCGUCAUGUACUCGUCGUGUCUCGUUAUAUGGAUGGCCACCGUUCUGGUAGCCUUUGCUCAAGCCGGGCCUACGCGAUCGGCGUGGGCGAUGGUGUUGCCCGGGACCCACAAACUGGUGAUUCGGGACGGCGAGCCGCCACUCGUGACUCCCUCGAUGGCAUCACGGCACAGAGCGGUGGCCUGGGCGAGUUUUCGUAAUGACAUACAUGAAAGUGGUUGGUCGUACCUACAAAUCGAGUCGAACCCGUACGUCGACGACGAGCAGCAGGCGUACGCGGCUGGGGCCCUUGAGGCCUACCUCACACGAGAGCUGAUGGAGAACCAGUGGGCAAACUUGUUUUCACCUUAUUGCAACAACCAGACCGAGUACUGCAGCCGACUCAACGAGUUCCUUACCAAAAACCUCGUGUACACGCGGGAGCAACAGCACAAGUUCAAGGCCAGUGACCCCUUCUGGAACAUGGCCCACCUGAUGAUGAGACAGCUGUCGGGAUUGAACGAUGUCUUCGAGAACGAAACGCUAGACUACACGCAUGAGCUGGUGACUGUAACACGAUCACUCAUAUUUAGCCUCGUGGGUGACCUCUUCGACCUUGAAGGAGUACUAAAGAGACCAUGGGAUUCCAACUCGAUGUCACAGAUUUUGGCUUGCUCGGCUCUCGUCAAAGUAGUGGGCGACUUCGAAGACGUGUACAUCUCUCACGACGCCUGGUUCCUGUACCGAGGGAUGCUGCGAAUACAGAAGCACUGCAUCUUUCCCUGGCACCGCGCGGCUCACCAGAAAGGUGCAGAGGACAUCAUACCGGGUCAUACAAUCACGAUGUCAUCUUACGCGGGAAAGCUCAUUUCCUGGGACAAUUUUUACCUGUCGUCAACAGGUCUGGCUAUCACAGAGACGUCAAUUGUGAACAGCAACCAAUCACUGUGGGACACUGUAUUCCCUGAAAGUGGUCCUCUCACCUGGAUCAGGUCAGCCAUAGCCACUCGCCUGGCUCUCACGGGAAAAGAGUGGGUCGACAUCAUCGCUAGGGACAACAGCGGCACGUGCAACAAUCAGGUUCUCGUACUGGAUUACAAGCUUUUCACACCCGGCACUCCUAUCGUGGACAACACGCUGUGGCUUUAUGAGCAACUUCCGAUGUACACAAGAUCCGAAGACAUUAGCCAGCAACUUCGUGACCAGAGAUACUGGGCAAGCUACAAUAUCGCCUACUUCCCCGAUGUCUUCGCCAUCAGUGAUCAGCUUCCCAGGGUAGAGCAGUACGGUGACUUUUAUACAUUCGAGAACUGCCCACGAGCGAAGAUCUUCAGAAGAGACCAUGUCAAGGUCAACAACAUGGACUCUAUGUUAAAACUGAUGAGGUACAAUGACUACAAGAAUGACCCACUCUCAGUCUGCAACUGCACGCCACCGUACAACCCAACUUAUGCCGUCGCGGCGAGAUACGACCUCUUCGACCCGCAAGGAACGUACGGUAUGCCCGGCAUGUACCAGCACGCUGUCGGUGGAAUUGAUGCAAAGGUGACCAACUACAGUCUGUUCUCAUUGCUGGAGUUCAUUGGCGUCAGCGGGCCCACGUGGGACGACCAGCCGCCCUUUCAAUGGAGCACGACCACAUUCGAGGAUGGUCAUAUUGGGCAGCCCGACUUAUGGCAGUUCGAACCAGUACAUCACAAAUGGGCUCUGUCACGGCUCCAGUGGGGCAAUUCGUAGAAAGCUGCGCGUAUUAUGCGGCUCUGCGUCUUUCUACGUGUUAUUGGCCGUCCCUAUAACAACUUUAUUUCGCACUUUUUUGUUAUAUAGACACGCUAUAAAAUAUUCGUACGCAGAAAAUUAAACGAAACACAUAUCCA
This is a messenger RNA of Rhipicephalus microplus (southern cattle tick), 2135 nucleotides long. RefSeq names its product putative phospholipase B-like 2. Gene Ontology annotation, molecular function: glycerophospholipase activity. Lineage: Eukaryota; Metazoa; Arthropoda; Arachnida; Ixodida; Ixodidae. Gene Ontology annotation, cellular component: extracellular region. The record is from RefSeq and is a predicted model, not a curated record. Gene Ontology annotation, biological process: phospholipid catabolic process.